Messenger RNA from Peromyscus eremicus (cactus mouse), 1362 nucleotides. Its product is annotated as class I histocompatibility antigen, Gogo-OKO alpha chain-like. The transcript is spliced from 6 exons. NCBI's taxonomy places the organism in Eukaryota, Metazoa, Chordata, Mammalia, Rodentia, Cricetidae. Gene Ontology annotation, biological process: immune response; antigen processing and presentation of endogenous peptide antigen via MHC class Ib; antigen processing and presentation of endogenous peptide antigen via MHC class I via ER pathway, TAP-independent. Gene Ontology annotation, cellular component: external side of plasma membrane. The coding region runs from base 70 to 1068 and encodes 332 amino acids. Gene Ontology annotation, molecular function: peptide antigen binding; signaling receptor binding. The record is from RefSeq and is a predicted model, not a curated record.
CAGUACGAGGUUCCGGGUUCCAAAAAACGCGCAGAGCUCAAAUGCUCCCCAGAUCUCUAUCUCUGGGUGAUGGCACCUCGCGCACUGCUCCUGCUGCUGGUGGCCGCCCUGGCCCCGACCCGGACCCGCGCGGGCUCGCACUCGCUGCGUUAUUUCGGCACUGCCAUGACCCAGCCGGGACACAGGGAAGCGCGGUUCAUCGCCUUCGGGUUCGUGGACGACACGCGCUUUGUGUGGUUUGACAGCGAUGCGGUGGCCCCUAGAGAGGAGCCGCGGGCGCCGUGGAUGGAGGAGAAGCGGCCAGAGUACUGGGAGCGGCAGACUCGGAUCGCCAAGGCGAACGCGCAGAUUUUCCGUAAGAAUCUGAGGACUCUGCUGCGGUACUACAACCAGAGCGAAGCGGGGUACCACACCAUCCAGUCCAUGCGUGGCUGCUAUAUGGGCAGUGAUGGGCGCUUCCUCAGUGGGUACUACAGGACAGCGUAUGAUGGAGCCGACCACAUCUCUCUGAACGAGGACCUCCAUUCCUGGACUGCGGCAAACAAGGUAGCUCUGAUUACCCAGCGCGAAUAUGAGGCAACGAAUGAGGCAGAGCACCACAGGUCCUACCUGAAAGUUACAUGCAUGGAGUGGCUCCGCAGCCAUCUGGAGGAGGGGAAAGAGUUGCUGCAACGUGCAGAUCCCCCAAAGACACAUGUGACCCAUCAUCGUAGCCCUGAAGGUGACAUCACCCUGAGGUGCUGGGCCCUGGGCUUCUACCCUGCUGACAUCACCCUGACUUGGCAGAGAGAUGGGAAGGAGCAGACCCAAGACAUGGAACUUGUGGAGACCAGGCCUUCUGGGGACGGAACCUUCCAGAAGUGGGCAGCUGUGGUGGUACCUUCUGGGGAGGAACAAAGAUACACAUGCCAUGUGCACCAUGAAGGGCUGCCUGAGCCCCUGACCCUGAGAUGGGCUCCACCUCUUCAGCACAUAAACCCCAUUGUGGUCGUCUCUGCUGGCCUGGUUCUCCUUGGAGCUGUGGUCAUUGCUGUGAUGUGGAGAAAGUUACCAAGGAGGAACGCAUGACACUGGGGAACUGAGCCAUACAAAGGUGAACACACACACAACACACUAUGUCAUGAAGAACUCCUGACUUCUUUCUGCACUUGGCAUCUGACUAUGUCCAUGUGUGAGCUCCUGUCAGCAAAAUGUGAGUCUGUUCAGGCAAAACGGGAUUAGCAUUCUCCAUCCCUGCCUAUUGAGAAGAGCAUCUAGAUAUGAAUCUGUUUGAAUUCUUACCCCAGGGUUGGUUGAUGAUUUAGUGUACAGCAAGUUGCUUCAAACUUGGGAGAGGAAAUAAAACUUGAGAACAUUCCAGAA